Molecule: messenger RNA, 1479 nt
Organism: Capsella rubella
Lineage: Eukaryota; Viridiplantae; Streptophyta; Magnoliopsida; Brassicales; Brassicaceae
Product: stomatin-like protein 2, mitochondrial
Exons: 10
Coding region: 82-1317 (411 amino acids)
Cellular component (GO): membrane
Source: RefSeq, a predicted model, not a curated record
CUUCAAGAAACAAUUAAGAAAGAAAAAGAAAAAAAGAUUUUAAAGAGGUUUUAGUUUUUCAGAGUUACUUAGCUCUAAGAGAUGAAUCAGCUCGCUCUUGCAAGAUCCGGUGGUUACACCGCCGCCGUCAAGUUCCUCCCUGUGCUUUCCGCUGCUCUUCCGAGGGUCCUAUCAUCCCUCGCCGCCGCAUCCACCACCACCUCCGUCCGCAACUUCAGUUCUACCGGAAGUCCUCUCACCACCAGCAACCAACUCAAGAAGCCGUCGUCGCCAUCAAAAUCCCCCGCAUCCAGGUUUCUUCAUCAAUCUACCGGAGCUACUCCGCCGCAGCAGUUUUCCGGCGUUCGCAACUUCUCCUCUCCCAGCAGUUCUUUCGACGGCUACCACAUUGAUCCGCCGACUAACUGGGGGAUCAGAAUCGUUCCGGAGAGGAAAGCUUGUGUGAUUGAGCGGUUUGGUAAAUACGUCAAGACUUUGCCGUCGGGGAUUCACUUCCUUGUUCCGCUUGUGGAUCGUAUUGCUUAUGUUCAUUCUCUGAAGGAGGAAGCGAUUCCUAUUGGUAACCAGACUGCGAUUACAAAGGAUAACGUUAGCAUCCACAUCGAUGGUGUUCUAUACGUUAAGAUUGUGGAUCCUAAGCUGGCCUCUUACGGUGUUGAGAAUCCAAUCUAUGCUGUUGUCCAGUUGGCUCAGACUACAAUGCGUAGUGAGCUUGGUAAAAUUACUCUUGACAAGACUUUUGAGGAACGGGACACUCUCAAUGAGAAGAUUGUGGAAGCCAUCAAUGUUGCUGCAAAAGACUGGGGUCUUCAGUGCCUUCGUUAUGAGAUCAGGGAUAUCAUGCCUCCUAAUGGAGUGAGAGUUGCUAUGGAAAUGCAAGCUGAAGCUGAACGUAGAAAGAGAGCCCAGAUUCUCGAGUCUGAAGGAGAACGUCAAGCCCAUAUCAACAGAGCUGAUGGUAAGAAAAGUUCUGUAAUCUUGGAAUCAGAAGCUGCACAGAUGGACCAAGUCAAUCGAGCUCAAGGUGAGGCCCAAGCAAUAUUAGCUAAAGCAAAAGCAACUGCCGAAGGACUGGCCAUGGUAUCUCAAUCCCUCAAGGCAACUGGUGGAAUGGAGGCUGCGGGUUUGAGAGUUGCAGAGCAGUAUAUGCAUGCUUUUGGCAACAUUGCUAAAGAGGGUACAACAUUGCUGCUACCGAGUUCUGCUGAUAAUCCUGCUAGCAUGAUCGCUCAAGCUAUGAGUAUGUACAAAGGCCUUGUCAACAAAGGUGCCAACAGCGGCUUAACAGAAUGCUCUGUUGUUGAAAAACUUGACUAGAAGCUAUGUUAGCUGAACCUUAGGGAAUAAUAAUUCUUUUGACUUGUGAAGGCUUUUGUAGCCAUUAUCAGCUUUUUCUUUUCAUAAACCAUUUUGCAAAACUAGAAAACAUAUAUAAAAUCAAAUUUGUGAAAGAGAUUUUGCACCAUAUUUGGUCUUUAA